Salvia miltiorrhiza (redroot sage) is the source of this 1245-nucleotide messenger RNA. RefSeq names its product transcription repressor OFP1-like. Bases 305 to 1072 code for a protein of 255 amino acids. Lineage: Eukaryota; Viridiplantae; Streptophyta; Magnoliopsida; Lamiales; Lamiaceae. The record is from RefSeq and is a predicted model, not a curated record. Gene Ontology annotation, biological process: negative regulation of DNA-templated transcription. Gene Ontology annotation, molecular function: DNA binding. The transcript has a single exon.
UAGCCCACACUAUGCAAAAGAAGAAAGUAAAAUAAAAUGCAAUAUGCAAAUGUGAGUGAGGCUACUAAAGGCAAGAGCAAGCAAGCAGCAAACCUGGCCUUGUAGCCCACUUGCUUUUCAUGCAUGCCAAUGUUCCCUUCAUAGGGCCCACUCUCAAUUAUCAAACACGCAUCAUUUUCUAGUAUUUAACAUCAUAGCUAAACAUUUCAUUUCCCCUAGCACUCAAAAAUCUCAUUCUCUACAAACAAAAUAGUCCAUUCUUGUAAGUGUGAGCAAAUCAAAAAUUGAGAUCGAAUCUUGAUGAAUGGGGAAUCAUAGGUUCAAGCUCUCCGACAUGAUGCCCAACGCGUGGUUCUACAAGCUGAGGGACAUGAGCAAAGUCCGAAGCCACAACGCCGCCAAAAAAGCCAUGCAAUCUUCCCGAAAAUCCUUCUACUACGCCUCCGACUCCGCCGCCAAACUCCGGCUUUCGCCCACCAACACCAAAUUCUACGACAGUCGCUUCCCGCACGACCCUCCGAAACCGAAACGAGCGAAACGGAAGACGGUGUACAUGCCGUCUCCCGUGAAAAUCGCCCCCGCCUCUCCGCAAAGGAUGGAGAUGGAGGUGGGCUUCUCGUCGGAAUCCGACCAAUCAAGUGACAUCAUCAUCCACGUCGACGACAACGACAGUAUCACAGAGUUGAGUAUGAUAUCGGAGCCACGGCGCCUCCCUCCCAUCCAGACGAAGCCUGCCCCCAUCAAGCCCAGAAGGAGCUCCACCAGCCCCGGCAGCCGGAAGUCCUUCAAAGUCGGCCGGAAAGGCCGGCGCCGGAGAAAGGCGGAGGAGGAGGAGGAGGAGGAGAGGAAGGCGGGGCGGUUCUACUCCGAGAGCUUUGCUAUUGUUAAAGCCUCUUUCGAUCCGGAGAAGGAUUUCAAGGAAUCGAUGAUGGAAAUGAUCGUUGAGAAUAACAUCAGAGCGGCGAAAGAUUUGGAAGAGCUGCUCGCUUGCUAUCUCUCGCUGAAUUCGAAUCAGUAUCAUGAUACCAUCAUCAAGGUGUUUGAGCAAAUCUGGGCUCAACUCCAUUUUUAGAAAUAUAUAGUAUACUUAUCUAUAUAUUUGGUUGAGUUUACGGUGUAAUAAAUUACUAGCUACAUGUUUGUAACUCAUUAAAUGUAAUUAACUACUGCUCCCUCCGUCCCGGUCCAAUAGUCCAAUUUUAUUUGGGCACGAAAAUUAAGAAACUUGCUUUUUGAGUGUAAAAA